GAGGACUGUAGUCUGUUUAAAAUGUUUCCAACUGUCUCCAAAUCAUGUCAGGGCCGUUCUUUAUUUGUGUUGAAUACAUCGGAACCUAACUGGCGGGUUUUCUCCGUAUGGCGUUGAAGAAGAGUGGCCUACAUUUCCCACAAUCCCAAGCGUUACGAUUACCUCCGUAAAGUGCGUCUCGUGCGUCUCUCGUCCUCGGCCCAGACUAAGCUGAGCUGAUUUACUGAGUCAGUGAGACAGUGAGGGUCUCGCAGCGGCGGACAUGUCUCUACCGUUCACACAGAGCAGCUGCGACACGAGCAGCAGGAGGAGGAAACCUGCGGAGCACACACAAGAUCCUUUGCUGGAGCAUGAUCUCCAGUCAGACGAGAGCCAUGAACACGUCCAUGACCAAAGUCAACCGGUCAGCUCCACAUGUCAUGCACUCUGCACAACAAAGUGCAUACCUGCACAUGCAUGUUCAGGCCACAGUGCAUGUGAUGAUACGUGGGAAGAGAUUCAAAGUAAAAGAACCAUCAGAGCAGAGAACGAAGUGGAGGCCAACAAACUGGUCAACAACUACAGGUUUGGUUUCCGGAAAUGGAAGAGCCACGUGACCGAGCGUCCGUUUGAAGUCCGGUCAGAGGUCGUGAAAGAGCUCUACUCUGAGCUGAACAUCAUCAAACCACAACCAGGUCGUCUAAUCACAUGUGGAAAUGUCCUGUAUGUGUUUCUCUUUGGUUGGUGGGUCUCACUGGCAUAUUUCCUGGUGGGAUUGCUUAUGUUCAUCACUGUCACUGGAGUACCAUAUGGGAAACUUUGCUGGAAGUUGUCCUGCUACUUCAUGUGGCCUUUUGGCAAGACAAUCCACGAGAUUGGAAAUACGUUGAGGAGAUGCUGUGAACGAGCACCAGACUGUGAAUGCAACAUAGAUAAUGUGGAUGAAAACUGCCCAGUUCUGCUACCUUCACCCACAGAGGUGAUGGAGAUCCCAGAACAACGUCCUAUCACUCCCAUCUGGCAUCGUAUCUCCACAUACGUGUGGUUGCUGUUGGGAUACCCUCCCAUGGUGGUCAUCCAUUCCCUGGCCUGCUUCUUCUCCUGGAUCCUGAUCUUCACUAUCCCAGUUUCGAAGAUGAAUGCACGGACCAUGACGGUCAUUCUCCUCCUGCCUCCUGAGGAUGUUUCUGUUUCCUCUUGCUUACGGAGGAAGAAUCAAAGCUAUGAGACCAGAGCACUUCUGUGCUGUUACCAUGCUGUGAACUGGUACUACUACAAGUACACUGUUGAUGGGAUCAACGUGUUUGCUGUCAACCUUCUCCCUCUGGUCAUAGUUGCCAUAGUAAUUGGAUAUAUUGACAAAGAUAACCAGUACGCCGGCUCUGCAGUCAAGUUCGCCAUAGCACUUAGCUCCAUGAUACCUCUGUCGUAUUACAUUGGUAUGGGCAUUGCCAGCAUCUCAGCGCAGAGUAACUUUGCAGUGGGUGCAGUGGUGAAUGCUACCUUCGGCUCCAUCACAGAGCUGACCUUUUAUAUCACAGCUCUGCUCAGAAGUCACCAGGAAUCUAACACGUGUCUGCAGGAGGUGGUAAAAGCUGCGCUGACUGGCACGCUGCUCGGCUGCAUUCUCUUUAUUCCUGGCAUCUGCAUGAUCAUCGGUGGGCUGAGACACAGUGAACAAAGAUUCAACAGUCGCUCGACAGGAGUGAGCUCCGCUUUGCUUUUCAUUUCUGUAGGAGGUGUAUUUGCCCCCACACUGUUCUCCAAGGCUUACGGGAGCCUGGUGUGCGACGCCUGCACCAACUACACGGCGGGAAACGCCAUGAGCAGCGUACAGUUUGUCUGCCACAACUGCCACUAUGAUCUGAACAACGGUACACUGUUCCACAGCCACGUUCAGCCUCUGGUGUACUCGGUGUGUGUCCUGCUGCCUGUCGCCUACAUCAUCGGCCUGAUAUUCACACUGAAGACGCACUCCCACAUUUACAACAUCCAUGUUGGAGGAGGACAGGUGAGCGGUCAGCACGGAGCGGUGGUCCACUGGUCACGGUGGAGGUCACUGAUCAUCCUCAUCAUGGCCACUGUGCUCACAUCGGCCUGCGCUGAUCUUGCCACCGAGCACAUCCAGCCCAUUCUGAACCAGCCCAACAUCUCACAGUACUUCAUUGGGGUGACAGUUCUUGCUAUGGUUCCUGAGAUCCCUGAGAUUGUGAAUGGGAUCCAGUUUGCUCUCCAAAACAACAUCAGUCUAAGUUUGGAGGUGGGGAGCUGCAUUGCUGUGCAGGUCUGCAUGCUGCAGAUUCCAAUACUGGUCUUAUUUAAUGCUUUCUAUGAUGUGGGAUUUGUGCUGUUAUUCAGUGACCUGCACCUGUGGGCCAGUAUCUUCAGUGUCAUCGUCGUCAACUACAUCUUCAUGGACGGGAAGUCGGAUUAUUUUCAGGGUACGGCCCUGGUGGUUGUCUACCUCAUCCUUCUGGCUCUGUAUUACUUUGCUCCAUACCCUGCUGGCUGCUGAGGGAGGAUCGUUCAUUUUUAAACCUGAAGCAAACACAUUAUCAAAACCACUCCCUGUCAGUUGAAUUUACUCUCAAAAGAUUUUACCUGAAUGACAAUGUGACAUUUUUAUUCUCAGGUGGGUACUUCCUUCUUUGUUUUUGUUUGUUUUUUUAAUCACACAUACACAUAACAUAUUACUCCUAACACUAUGAAGCUUUUCAGCUGACAUUCAUGUUUGUUCUGUCGUCCUAAGGGUUAAACUGUGCAGUUUGUUUGUUUGUCUUUACAAUGCAAUGGAUAUUGAUAUUUUUGCACAUAGUAUUUUGAUAAAAUUACUGUUGUGAUAUAUUUGUAUACUUUUUUUUUUAACCAUGUGUAAAUUAAACGUAAAAUGGUUUGUGUGCAGGAAUGACUUGUCUAGUUCUUCCUGAGUUUAAAAUAAUGAUCUCUGUAUGUUGAGAUUAAGUGUUAAAUUGUGUCUCUUAAUGGUUUUCCAGCUGAAAAAGUUGCAUGGCUGGCUGUGCACAGCAAGAACGAGAACUGUAACGACGUUUAAGUUUCUAACAGUUUCCCCUGUUCUGCCAUAGCUGUAUGUUCCUCUGUUCCAGCUCUGGUUUCUAACUGUGUGUUAACCUUUUAACACCUUUUUUUUGCUUAUUUUCACCAUAAAAGGGUCAGAAAAUGU
This is a messenger RNA of Solea senegalensis (Senegalese sole), 3160 nucleotides long. Its product is annotated as low affinity vacuolar monovalent cation/H(+) antiporter-like. Bases 263 to 2494 code for a protein of 743 amino acids. Gene Ontology annotation, molecular function: calcium:proton antiporter activity. The record is from RefSeq and is a predicted model, not a curated record. Gene Ontology annotation, biological process: intracellular calcium ion homeostasis; calcium ion transmembrane transport. The transcript is spliced from 20 exons. NCBI's taxonomy places the organism in Eukaryota, Metazoa, Chordata, Actinopteri, Pleuronectiformes, Soleidae. Gene Ontology annotation, cellular component: endomembrane system; membrane.